Messenger RNA from Ceutorhynchus assimilis (cabbage seed weevil), 1822 nucleotides. The record is from the annotation of a GenBank genome assembly. Lineage: Eukaryota; Metazoa; Arthropoda; Insecta; Coleoptera; Curculionidae.
CUUAAAAUUUAAAUUCAGCUGAGCUAACGUAACGGCUAUACGGCUAACGGCUAUUUUCAAAAUCAAAAAAUUUAAAAAUGUCUCAUCUUAAAUAUUGGAACGACAUGAACAAUGUUCUGAGCCUAGAUGGGCCGAUAACCAAAGGGCCACAGCCUAGGUAUGAAAGAAAAAAGAGCAGCAAUCCCAGUACCAGCAGUAGUCUAAAUUCUUCCAAGCAAAGGUCUCUGUCAUCUUCUUGCAUAAACCUAUCGAAAACACCAUCUAAGGAUAAUGAAGGGCGCAGUAAAACACCUACGAGAACACCCUUACGUAAGUCAAAGACACCGACUCCAAACAAGAGUUCAAAGACUUCUGGAGGGGAUAGAUUUAUACCAUCUAGAGUUGCCAGUAACUUGGAGCUGGCCCAUUUCAAACUAUCUCAAGUAGAUAAUGCUGAUGAUAGCCCCUCUAAAAAAGAACUGAAAAGAGUAAUGAAUGAAAACCUUAAUGCAAACUCCAAAAUUCUUGCCUAUAAACAUAAAGCCCCAAGUGCACCAGAAGGUUUCCAAAACCCUAAUAGAGUGUUGUAUUCACAAACAAGAACCCCUGCAUCUGUUAAAAGUUCAAAUAGAUACAUUCCCCAGGCUCCAGAUAGAAUAUUGGAUGCUCCUGAUAUUAUUGACGACUAUUAUCUGAAUUUAUUGGAUUGGGGUGCAAAUAAUAUUUUGGCUGCUGCUCUAGGGUCUCAUGUGUACUUAUGGAAUGCUGGAACUGGCAACAUUGAUGAACUAAUGGCAUUAGAAGGAAAUGAUUAUGUAUGUUCUUUAGCUUGGAUUCAAGAAGGUGAUUAUUUAGCUAUAGGUACAACCCAAGGAACUGUAGAACUAUGGGACUGUUCAAGGGCAAAGAGACUCCGUACAAUGAAUGGCCAUUCUGCUAGAGUUGGUUCUCUGGCCUGGAACUCGUUUAUUUUAACUAGUGGAUCAAGAAGUGGACAACUUAUUCAUCAUGAUGUAAGACAAAAAGAACACGUCUUAGCUACAGUGCCAGCUCACACACAAGAAAUAUGUGGUUUAAAAUGGUCUCCAGAUGGAAAAUAUUUAGCUAGUGGGGGCAAUGACAAUGUCCUAAAUAUAUGGUCAGCAGUUGGAGGUGGUUUCCAUGCAGGAAACACUCCAUUGCAUGUUUUCACACAACAUCAAGCGGCCGUAAAAGCACUGGCUUGGUGCCCUUGGCAACCUCAUAUUUUAGCUAGUGGUGGAGGUACUGCUGAUAGACAUAUUCGUCUGUGGAACAAUAACACUGGAACUUGUGUUAAUGCUAUUGACACAAAAUCACAAGUAUGUGCCUUAUUAUGGGCACAAAACUAUAAAGAAUUGGUAUCAGGACAUGGAUUUGCCAAUAAUGAAGUUAUUAUUUGGAAAUAUCCAGCAAUGACCAAGGUUGCUGAACUUAAUGGACAUACUGCUAGGGUGCUCCACUUGGCUAUGUCUCCUGAUGCAACUACUCUCUUGACUGCCGGAGCAGAUGAGACUUUGAGAUUAUGGAAGUGCUUUAUUAAGGACCCAGUUAAAGCAAAGGACAAAGAAACUGGCGUCAGAGCAAAAGCCGGCGCACUCCGGCAAUGUAUUCGAUAGAUUGUAACAUAAUAAUAUGUAAAUAAUCGCAUUAUUUACUUUUUUAUACUGACUGACUAUUAUUCUCAAAUAAUAGUAGAAUAUAGAUAUUUAGUUGUGAUUGUUUUUGUAUUUCGUCUACUUAGUUUUUAUAUUAUUUCUACCGAAUAAUAAUUAUGAUUAGAAUAUUUUGUUUGAUCAUUUUAAUUGAUAAAUUAUUGCUUGAA